Messenger RNA from Pedinophyceae sp. YPF-701, 2757 nucleotides. The record is from the annotation of a GenBank genome assembly. Lineage: Eukaryota; Viridiplantae; Chlorophyta; Pedinophyceae.
AUGACGGACACCGCGGACUGGCGAAUGCUCGCCAGCCAGAGCGAGGCGGCGCGCAACAACGCCUUGGACGGCGUGGACGGCGUGCCCGCUAUUCACCGCUCUCUCCCGCAGGUUGUGGAGCAGACGGCGCGGGUGUACCGGGAGAAGCGGUCGCACGCUCCCAAAAUCGAUGACGACGCGCUGAGCAAGGCCACCCGGCUGCUCGCGGCGGAGGGCGUCGACUUGAGCAGCUUGCACCGCCGGGCCACCGCGGAGCUCGACCUCCACGCGCCCAUGGACGAGGACCCCUUCCCUGUCACGCGCACACUCGAAGACUUCAUCCGCCAGAACCAGGAAACAGCCAGGCGGUCGACGCUCCGGGAGGCGCGGCGCAACGCGGCGCGCGGCUUCGAGAACUUCAUGGACGACUGCCUCUCCCAGGAGGCGCGCCGCUCCGAGCUGUCCACGAUGUCCUCGCUCGCCCCCCUCUCUCGCCUACAUGGCGUAGCCCCGCCGGGGGCCUCUCCCGCGCCCGGCCGCGGCGGCGCGACCCCGUACCGCGCCGGCUAUACCCCUGCGUCGUUCCACGCCACCCCGGGCGCCCUGAGCCUCUCGGCGCGGACGCCGAUGGCGGCAGCACUGCCUGCGAGCAGCGUCGAGGGGGGCGCGGCGGCGAACCUGCUGCGCGCGACGGCGCAGCUGAACUCCGACGUCGGGCUCGAGCCCGGCAAGGCGACGCAGACGAUGUGCGGCGCGAGGCUGCGCGAGGAGCCGCCGAAGGCCGUGAGAAGGUGCUGGGACGCGUUGCGGGGAAUCGUGGGUGGCCUGGGGACGCGGGCGGUCGACGAGGACCGGGCGAUGGCGCUCGUGCGCGGCGCGAGGCGGCUCCUCGAGCGGCAGUACCUCGACCACGUGGACAGCAAGCUGCGGAACCAGCUCGAGACGGCGCAGGUCGGCAGCUCCAGGCACUACGGCAAGCUGGCAGAGCUCGACAGCUACAUGCAUCUCCGGUACCCGCGCGACAACGCGGACCCGAGCCCGGACGCCAAGUGGCACCUGCUCUUCCUCUGUCUGCGCUGCGGCCUCGCGGACGAGGCCCGGCGCGUCAAGGACGAGAUCCAGAGCCCUGAGCUGACGCACUUUGACGAGUGGCUGCGGCGCGGGUGCGUGGAGCAGUCCGAGGCGGAGCGGCUCGCGGAGACGUGCCAGCGCGUCGUGUCGAGCAGCCUGCAGGACCAGCGGAACAACGUGUGGCGGCUGCUCGUGCUGACGGUGAUGUCGGGCAUGCGCGACGCGCACAAGCGCUUCCUGGACCACUACGCGGACACCAUGUUCUCGACGAUCGAGGACUUCCUGUGGUUCAAGCUCGCGAUGUGCCGCGCGCUGGACCCCGCGCCCGGCGACUGGCCGUCCCCCGGCGGCGGGCACGUGUCGACGGGGUCGCCCACGCUCGCCGCGGGGUCGGGGGGCGCCGGGCGGCGGCCGCAGUACACCGUGCGGGACAUGCAGGCCGACAUCAACCGGUGGCCCGAGGAGCAUUAUACCCGGAAGGGGAGAGACCCCCUCCUGUAUGUGUGGGUUCUACUCCUGACGAUGCAGCCGCACGCGGCGCUCGACUACCUCAAGUCGGACUCCGGCGCCGCGCGCUCGCACUCGGAGGCCGAGCUCGACGCCGUGCACAUGGCGUACGCGCUGCACGUGGACGGCGCGCUGGCGGCGCUGCCGCCCGUGGCCAACGUCAACGCGGCCGCGGGCGCGCUGACGCUUCGGCCGUGGGAGCUGGUGUGGGAGCUCGCGCAGGACUACGCGCGCCGGAUCGGGGACGCGGAGGCCGAGGCCGUCGCGCGGCACGGCCUCGAGACGGACAACGGUCCGGGCCCGCUCGGGGAGGGCGAGCGCGGGAGCUUCGCGGCGGCCGCUGCGCUCGAGUACGCGGUGGCUGCGUCGAAGAUGGCCGGGACCGACUGCGAGAGCCUCGGCGCGCUCCUGCAGCGCCUCGUGACCGUCAACGCGCGCUUCGGGGCCACGCUCGGGCUGGCAAAGCCCACGGACGCGUCGCGGCUGGUGCACCUCGAGAACGGCGUUGACGGGGCGCUCAAGCGGCUGCGCGACGUGGCGGAGCGGUGCGAGAAGCAGGCGCAGCACGACGCGGCCGUCGGCCUGUACCUCGCGGCCCGGGAGCCGCGCCCGGCGCUCAAGCUCCUGUCCAUGAAAAUCAGCAACCUCGUCGCGUCGCGGCAGAGCGACCAGAGCACGCUGACGAGCACGGCGGAGUUCAACGACCUCUGCGCGCGCGGCGAGGAGGCGAUGACGCAGCUCCGCGAGCUCCACCGCGCGCCGCCGAGCGAGGCGGAGUGCUUCGCCGCGCUGUUCAACACCGCCCACGUGCUCUGCAACGCGGCGGCCGCGCGGCUGGGCGGCGCGGGGGCGCGCGCGAAGUGGCAGGCGGCGAACGACCGGCUGCGCGAGAUGGCGCGGUUCGUCCCGACGCCGCACGGGUCGGACGCGCAGGUCGAGGAGUGCCGCCGCGCGGUGGCGUCGCACCAGCACCUGCGCGCGCACAUCAAGGACGUCCUGGUCGCGGCGGGCGAGGCGACGUACGAGCUCGCGCGGGACGACCGCGGCCGGGCCAUCCAGCCCGCAGACGAGCUGACGCACAGGCGGCUCGAGCUGCUGCAGCGGCUGGCGUCGGAGCUGAGAGAGAAGGAGGCGAACAGGAGACUGCAGGACCUGAAGUCGAGGCUGUCGCGGCUGACGGGGACGCGCGCCGGGUGGUAG